Messenger RNA from Humulus lupulus (European hop), 2046 nucleotides. RefSeq lists its product as uncharacterized. Lineage: Eukaryota; Viridiplantae; Streptophyta; Magnoliopsida; Rosales; Cannabaceae. Bases 1 to 2046 code for a protein of 681 amino acids. The transcript is spliced from 5 exons. The record is from RefSeq and is a predicted model, not a curated record. Gene Ontology annotation, molecular function: zinc ion binding.
AUGUGUGUAAGUGAGGAAGAUUAUGGCAUUCAAGAUGAGUUUGAAAAUGGAGAAGAACAAACUAAGAAAAAUGAUUCAGUUAGAGUAGAAAAGUUCACUGCCAAUGUUGAGAAUUUUCUUGAGAUUCUAGUUGAGGAAGAGGGCAAGAAAGAAGUUGAUGAAGGUGAAGAUGAAGAUGAAUUAAUAGAUUCAGAUUAUGAGCCUAGUGAUGAUGAGAUAGUUGUUGACAAGGGAAAAAGUCCAAAUAAUGUGACUCAGAAAAUUAAGAAAACCGACAAGGACAUUAUGAGUUUAAUCCUAAGUGUGACAUGGAGGAUCCAAUGUUCAAGAUUGGUAAAGACAUUGAAUAAUACACACACAUGCGGUAGGGUAUUCAAGAAUAAGAAUGUUACUGCAAAGUGGCUAGCUGAAAAAUUUGAGAAGAAAUGGAAGACUGACCCAUAUUGGUCUAGGGCUAGUUUUGCACAAGAAGUUAGAGAUACAACUGUCGGAGAUGUUUCACUUUCCAUAUAUUAUAGAGCUAGGAAAUUGGCUUUGAAGAAGAUAUAUGGAUCACUGAAGGAGCAAUAUUCUUUAUUGUGGGACUAUUGUGAAGAAUUGAAAACUAGCAAUCCUGGAACUACUGUUUUUAUGCAAUGUAACUCUGAGAAAGGGUAUCCUGAGUUUGAAAGACUGUAUGUGUGUCUUGCUGCUUGCAAGCUAGGAUUCUUGGCAGGGUGUAGACCAUUAGUCGGUCUUGAUGGUUGCCACAUUAAAGGGCACCAUCAAGGUCAAUUACUAGCUGCUGUUGGUAUUGAUGGAAAUAACUCUUUCUUCCCAGUUGCAUAUGCAGUUGUAGAAUCUGAAAACAAGGACUCUUGGAAUUGGUUUUUAGGUUUUUUAAAGGAUGACUUGAACAUUCAAGACAAUUCAAGGAUAUUUUGGAUGUCUGAUAAACAAAAAGGACUAAUUGAAGCGAUUAAAAUAUGUUUUGAGGGGUCUGCUCAUAGAUUUUGUGUGAGACAUCUAUAUAAUCAUUUCAAAAAAGAGUUUAAAGGGUUGGUUCUUAAGCAAGUUGUGUGGAGGGCAGCAAGAGCUACAACUAUUCAUAGGUUUGAGGCUGAAAUGGAGAAGUUGAAGGGUCUAAAUGUUGAUGCAUAUAAGUGGUUGGAUGCUAAAGAUCCAAAAACAUGGACCAGAUCACAUUUUCAACCUAAUCCAAUUUGUGACAUGUUACUUAACAACAUGUGUGAGUCUUUCAAUUCAGCAAUACUGGAGGCUAGAGAUAAGCCAAUUCUUACUCUACUAGAAACUAUUAGAAGGUAUAUAAUGGUGAGAUUAGUUAUGAAGAAGGAAAGUAUUUCUAAAUGGAAUCAUGACAUUGCACCAAGAAUUUUCAAGAUACUAGAGAAUAACAAGUCUCAUGCCUUGCAAUGUAUACCUGAGUAUUGCGGUGAUGGAAAAUUUGAGGUGAGAUGUUAUUUUGGUGAUAGAUAUUGCGUUGAUUUAAAUACUAAGACAUGCAGCUGUAGAAGAUGGCAACUCACUGGAAUACCAUGUUCUCAUGGUAUAAGUUGCAUGGAGGAUAGAGACAUUAACCCUGAGUUGUUAGUCCACGAGUGUUACAACAAGACCACUUAUUUAAAAAUAUAUGGUUAUGUUGUAAAUCCAUUAAAUGACCCUGAGGCUUGGAGAAAAACAAGUCUUGACCCCCCACGAGCUCCUCCAUUUAGAACACUACCUGGAAGACCAAAGAAGCUAAGAACAAUGGAGCCAGGUGAAGUUGAAGUUCCAGGAGGUAGAACUGUAAAGAUGAGGAGGGUACAAGAGGUUAAAACAUGUAGCAUUUGUGGUAAACAAAACCAUAACAAGAAGGGAUGCCCCAAGAGAGAACAACAACCACCAAUUGAAAGCAAAUCAAUUACAACUAUAAAGAAGAAGAAGGAAAAUAAAAAAGAUAAGAUGAGAAGAGAUAUUGGAAUCAAGGUUCUUGACAAACAUACUGGAACAAGCAAAGAAAAGAGGGAAGGCAAUGAAAAGGAAAAAAACAAAGAGAAUGUCAUAUAG